AUGGCAACUAAAGUGUAUAUUGUGUAUUAUUCCAUGUAUGGACAUGUUGCGAAGCUUGCGGAAGAGAUAAAGAAAGGAACUGCAUCAGUUGAAGGAGUAGAAGCAACAAUAUGGCAGGUACCAGAAACACUAACAGGGGAGGUUCUGGAGAAGAUGGGAGCAGCACCAAAGGGUGAUGCACCCAUUAUCACACCAGAUGAUCUUGCUGAGGCUGAUGGAUUGAUUUUUGGUUUCCCCACUAGAUUUGGUAUGAUGUGUGCACAAUUUAAGGCAUUCAUGGAUGCCACUGGAGGUCUGUGGAAAUCACAAACACUUGCAGGCAAACCAGCAGGAAUUUUCUACAGCACUGGCUCUCAAGGAGGAGGACAAGAAACCACUCCAUUGACGGCUAUUACUCAGCUUGUCCACCACGGGAUGGUUUUCGUGCCGGUGGGUUAUACAUUUGGGGCAGGCAUGUUUGAGAUGGAGAAGGUGAAGGGUGGUAGCCCUUACGGUGCAGGAACGUAUGCCGGAGACGGGACGAGGCAGCCCUCGGCGCUGGAGCUUGAGCUAGCUUUCCACCAGGGGAAGUACUUUGCUGGCAUUGCAAAAAAACUCAAGGGAACUGCUUGAUUUUCUUUGACCUGUAUAAGAAACUCCAUUUUAGUUCUUAAUAUUUCAAAAAUGACAAUUAUGCCAGUUAUUUGCUCCAAUAAAGAAUAGAGUGUGCCUUUUCUGGAUUCUAUUUCUUCAA
Molecule: messenger RNA, 733 nt
Organism: Tripterygium wilfordii
Lineage: Eukaryota; Viridiplantae; Streptophyta; Magnoliopsida; Celastrales; Celastraceae
Product: probable NAD(P)H dehydrogenase (quinone) FQR1-like 1
Exons: 4
Coding region: 1-612 (203 amino acids)
Molecular function (GO): NAD(P)H dehydrogenase (quinone) activity; FMN binding
Source: RefSeq, a predicted model, not a curated record